ACUUUCAUUGAACUUAAGGAGGAAGCGAAUGUACUGUUGAAGGAAAGACGACAUUUGAAGAGGGAGUUAGCAUCUAUGCAGGUAACUCUGAAAGAACAGAGGGACACAAGGGAGAACUUAAAGAGAAUCAAGCUUGAUUUGAGUAUGCAAUCAGAAAAUAAAGUAGAUGCACCAUCAGAUGAACCAGAUGCAGCAUUUUCCGAUCAGUGUAAAAAGAUGGAAACAUAUUCUUUUGAUUGUGCACAUUCAAUUUUGCAAACACAUGGUCCACCUGAUGAGGUAGCAUCAUCUGAUUCCAAUAAGUUUCAAAAAGAUGUUGAGGCCCAGAAACAAUGCUUCAUGCUACCUGAUCUAAAUAUGCCGGCAUCUGAGGAAGAAAGGGGUUUUGAGACUACAUAUGGGAUGAGCUGA
This is a messenger RNA of Ilex paraguariensis (yerba mate), 411 nucleotides long. The record is from the annotation of a GenBank genome assembly. NCBI's taxonomy places the organism in Eukaryota, Viridiplantae, Streptophyta, Magnoliopsida, Aquifoliales, Aquifoliaceae.